This is a messenger RNA of Mustela lutreola (European mink), 2273 nucleotides long. It is a transcript of the gene TLE6, whose product is annotated as TLE family member 6, subcortical maternal complex member. Gene Ontology annotation, biological process: regulation of DNA-templated transcription; negative regulation of canonical Wnt signaling pathway. Gene Ontology annotation, cellular component: nucleus; transcription regulator complex. Bases 523 to 2133 code for a protein of 536 amino acids. The record is from RefSeq and is a predicted model, not a curated record. NCBI's taxonomy places the organism in Eukaryota, Metazoa, Chordata, Mammalia, Carnivora, Mustelidae. Gene Ontology annotation, molecular function: transcription corepressor activity; protein binding. The transcript is spliced from 17 exons.
GGGGGGUAGGAGCCUGGAAGCUGGGCUCAAACCUCGCUCUCCUGCUGAUGGAGGGACGCAGGCAGGUGGCCAGGCCUUUUGGCUGCAGGGCUCUAACCCACCACACCUACUCACAGGUGCCAGGGCACUUUCUUUUUAAAUUAAACCUGCCUCUCAUCACCCAGGUGUUAAAACACAUGACCACAUUGUUCCUGCUAGUAUUUUGCAAGCAGAAGCCCCUCUCCUGCCCAGAUGACCCUUUUCAAUAGUUGGGGCCCAGCCGGGCCAGCUUCUUUCUCUCAAGGGCUCUCCAGAGAGUCCGGAUUUGAGACUUGAGGCCAAGGGGCAAAACGGAGGCUACUCCUUGGGGACUUAAGUCCCUUCAGGUUUCAGGAGGCUCCUUCUGAACUGAGCUGUCAGGCUGUCUUGGAUCAGCUCCGGCAGGAGUUCCCCAGGUUCCCCCCUCACCUGGCAGCGCAGGUGGAGAGCGUGAACUUGACGCUCCAGAAGAUCCGGCAGGGCCUCCAGGAGCAUUACAAGCAGAUGGAGAGCUUCCUGUGGACAGUGGAGACCUGGAGCCAGGCCCUGGGCUUCCAGCCUGCGGAGGCCAGCCCCGAGGCUUCCCUGCAUCCAGAGGCCGAGACCCCACAGCCCUCCGGGCUCCAGGGGCCACCCUUCGAAGACGUCCUGGCCGCGAGGUCCUCAGACUGGCUGCGGCAGCCCUCCAGAGCAGGCACCGGGCCCCCCAUGCCGGACACGCAGUCCCCCUGGGACCCCGAGCCCCGGUUUUGGCAGGACGUUCUGACCGAGCAGCUCUGGCAGAUCUUUACGGGGACCCACAAGAGGGACCAGCGCUGCAGAAUCCCAGCGACAGAGCGGUUGCCAGGCCUGGAGAGCCAGGACGCAGGACCACAGGACUCAGGACUGGAACCACGGAGCGGAGAUGCUUUGGUGCCCAGCCCACCCGAGCCCUCCCCCAGUUCCCCCGAGGGCUCCAGAGAAGAGAGCUCAGAGCCAGGCCUGCCAGGCCUGGACACUGACGGGACGCUCUCCCACCGCGUGGCCCAGGCGCCUGCUGGGAGAGCCUACCGGUUCCUGAAGCCCAUAUGCUGGGACCCUGAGGAUUUCGAGGACACGUGGAAGAGACCAGAUGCCUUGCCCUGGCAAUCCCAGAAGGCAGCCAUCCCGCGCAGAGCGGAGAUGAUGCGAACGCUAAAGCAUGGGGAGCCGGUGCUCGCCACGGCCGUCAGCAGCUGCACACGACACGCGUUCACCUGCGGCCGUGGCGGUGUCAAAGUGUGGAGCCUGGUGGGCGGGGGGCUGGAGGACCGGCACCCCGAGAGCUACCUGCGUGUACAGACCCCCCAGGCCUACCUGUGCACCUGCCUGCUGUCCCCGACCAGCACGACCCUGCUGACGGGCGGCCACAACCUGGCCGGCGUGAGUGUGUGGGACCUGACCGCGCCCUCCCUGCGUGUGAGCGGCGAGCUGCCCUGCGCAGGCCUCACCUGCCAGGCCCUGGCCUCCGGCCCCGAGGCCACCCUGGCCUUCGCGGGCUUCACCGAUGGCACAGUCAGGGUCUGGGACUUGCGGGACCAGAGUAUUGUCAGGGACCUGCCGGGGCCCCCAAACGGAACCAAGAGCAUUGCUGUCAAAGACCAGAACAUCUGGACGGGGGGGCUGGACACCUGCCUGCGGUGCUGGGACCUGAGGACCCCCGGGGAGCCCCUGGAAUACCAAUUCGAGUCUCAGAUGAGCAGACUGAGGCCCAGAGGUGUGAAGUUGCUCGUCAGGGCCAGGAAGCCAGGAAGCCGGCCGGAGAUAAUGAGCCUGUCCCCCAGUCCCCACGAAGACUGGGUGCUGGUGGGCACAGCCAGUGGCCAACAGUGGCUACAGCCCGCCCGAGGGGGCCAGAAGCACAUGGUGGGCUGUAAGGACAGCACCAUCCUGGGUCUCAAGUUUUCCCCAUCCGGCCAGUGGUGGGUGAGCGUUGGGACGGAUGACCUGGUCAGCAUCUACGGCAUGCCCGGGGGGAUCGUGGUGUUCCAGGUGCCCGAGACCUCCUCCAUCCUGUGCUGUGAUGUGUCCCCCAACAACCGCCUGGUCGUCACGGGGUCGGAGGACCACGCCUCAGUGUACCAGAUCACCUACUGAGGGGCCUGGCCCUGUCGUCCUGACUCAGGACCCUUUUUUUUUUUUUUUUUUUUUUUUUGGUCCUUUUCCCCCAACAAGGUGGAGGGGUGGCGGGGGCGGGUCUCUUCCCCACUGCACGGGUAGUAAAGCAAUUGGAAGAA